CGGUGCAACGACUCAACUGCAAGUUCAAGGCUUGACCUACCACGUCAGGAAACGGACGACCGGAAGGUGGCCGAGAGCGCGAUUACAAAAACAGUCCACCACAACCGGACUCGAACGCAAUCAGUACCAAACUAGCCACAGCAGGAUUAACAUCGCACCGCAUCCCAACGGGAGAACAUCGGACUACCAAGCGAGGGAAAGUGAAAAUAAAUUUAGCAGUGAUGAACUAAAUAGUGACAGUUUUAAAGCUGGUGGCAUUCCUAGAAACAAGUGAAAUGCAGCAACAGAAGCUAGCAACGGAGUGUUGAAUAAUAAAAACCUGGUAGAAAGUGUAAGACUGUGAGAAAGGAUUCAACUGCUGAGAGCGUCGUGGAAAAUACACGGUAACAUGGAUAUUCCAGAAACCGGAGCCGUGUUCACUCUGGGGAAAUCAUACCUGGGCAGUAACGUCGGUACCAUCCGACAAACGAGGCUACUAGCACCAGUUGCGCAUGAGAAACCGCCCCACAGACAGUACAGUUCCUCCACAUCCUCAUCUGGUGGCGAUGCAUUGAUGAUGACAGCCACCGCCGGUAGCAGCUUCGGAACGGAUAGUCAACCCCUGCACACAUCGAACGAGCCAAGCCCGUCCAGACCACCUGCGGAACAGCAGAGCUACUUUUUCAUCAAGAAUGAUCCGGUGGUGAAAAUUGUUUGUGGAAACACCCAGAGCGGUAUAAUUUGCGAAUCUGGUCGGCUGUUUGUCUGGGGUCGCAAUCAUUUCGGCCAGCUUGGUCUGGGAUCGACGGAAGAUUGUUUUAAACCGUCAUGUGUUCGAAUCAUGAAAAGGCUGAAGCAACGCGUGAAAGACGUUCGAUUCGGAGGCAACGGAUAUUCGUUAAUACUUACCGAGGAUGGUAAAGUCUUUUACGCCGGUAAAAACAUCUUCCCGUUUAAUGCGAAAGUGGCCUCUCUAACGGAAGCCGGUAAAAUGAAAAAAUGCUCCGUUGAUAACAGCGAGUACAUCGACGUACCGAUUGAGCUUACCGAAUUCUCCGAAUGUCUAGAAAAAGAGGACGAACGAAUAGCCGACGUUAGCGCAGGGUUUUGCCACUUCGUCGCUAGAACCAGCGCCGGAAAUUGCAUCGGCUGGGGCUACAACAGUCACCAGCAGUUGGGUGGAGUAGAUUCUCUCAAAAUCCUGACCAAACCGGAUCGGCUUGGUGUGGAAGAGCGAAUAGAGCUGACCGAGUGCGGAAACUACUGCACCCUGAUGGUGUCCCAAACGAACAGACUUUAUUUGAGCGGGAAAUUUCAAAAGAUAUCCAUACCAGUGAUAAGAGAACUCUCCGAAGUUACCCUCCCGGCAAAGGUAAUCACAAUACAAAUUACCCGAAAUGAUGUCAUUUUUCUACUACUUCAUAACAAACAAGUAUAUCGCUCAAAUCGUGUUCAGAAGAUUGAAGAUCUGCGAUUUGAACGAUUGGAACUGCUUGAUAAUUUGCUUCGCAAAGACGAAUUCCCUGCACAAAUCGCACCGGCAACCAACUUCACCUCAUUUGUAACUACCCACGGUCGGCUUCUAACAACGUACGAUACCGACAGUCCUUUCACGCCAACCGAUCACUUCCGGGAGCUAGUAACAUUCAAACAUUUCACCGUUGCUAGCGCCGCCAGUGGAUUGGAGCAUUCGCUGGUACAAGCUUUUCCACGUAAGUUCCCCUCGCCAGCGAUUGAUGUUGACUUUUAUGAAGCAGUGGAAACUAUCGAAGCCGCCAUCAAAAGUGAGGAAGAAAAAAUUCGUAACGGAACUCCUAUGCCCACACUUACGAUUGACAGAACGGAAGAAUUCACCCAGCAAGAAAAACGACGGCUGCGACAAGAGCGGAUUGCUCAGGAGCUGUCCAAAGAUGAGUGCAUUCAGAUUGAAACCGAAGCCAAUGAUGUGAAGUUUAUCGAAAACGGUGUGGACAUAACGUCAAUGGUUGAGAACCACGAUCGGGGUUUAGGCGAGGCAAUCAGUAAACGAAAGAAACAAUAUCUUAAUCCUAACCAUCCCUUACAACGGGGCAUGAUGAGAGAUAAUUUAGAACUAGGAAUAGCCCCUUCGCCGAACAUUAGCCAGCUGAUCGAUUACAGUGACGAUGACAAUGGAAGCAUUUCUUCGCAAUCAACCUUCGAUGAUGAGGAUGAUGCCACUGACAGGUACGUUCCGGUCAAAGCUACCAACAGAAGCCAAAAUGAUUCCAAUAACAACAAAGCAAACAAUCGAAAGUUCAGCCUGGGCAGCAAACUGGAAAGCAAAGAAAAAGUUAGGAAACUUUGGAAAGACCUCAAGGCAAAAAGUAGGGACGUUAGCUGCCGUAAUGCUGGUUCUGUGCUGGAUGAUGAUGCUAGAUACACAAAACACAGCAUGGGCAAUCAACCGGCAAAGCCACCUCUAAAGGUUUGUGCUGUUAUGUGAAAAAUAAAAUGGUAUUAACGUAACACUUCUCGAAAGAAUCAAUCAACAUUCUGUAAUAAACG
Molecule: messenger RNA, 2505 nt
Organism: Wyeomyia smithii (pitcher-plant mosquito)
Lineage: Eukaryota; Metazoa; Arthropoda; Insecta; Diptera; Culicidae
Product: X-linked retinitis pigmentosa GTPase regulator
Exons: 6
Coding region: 389-2443 (684 amino acids)
Cellular component (GO): cytoplasm
Molecular function (GO): guanyl-nucleotide exchange factor activity
Source: RefSeq, a predicted model, not a curated record